Molecule: messenger RNA, 6747 nt
Organism: Passer montanus (Eurasian tree sparrow)
Lineage: Eukaryota; Metazoa; Chordata; Aves; Passeriformes; Passeridae
Product: ADP-ribosyl cyclase/cyclic ADP-ribose hydrolase 2-like
Exons: 9
Coding region: 232-1077 (281 amino acids)
Biological process (GO): positive regulation of B cell proliferation
Cellular component (GO): plasma membrane
Molecular function (GO): NAD+ nucleosidase activity; phosphorus-oxygen lyase activity
Source: RefSeq, a predicted model, not a curated record
GGGGGAAUAGUUUAGACACGAGGAAGUGAUGUAUCCCUGUGCUGCAAUCGUUGCAGGAAAUAGUUAGGUUAUAGUUUCCAGCAAGGUUUUUUUUUCCGCCUUGUCUUGUGUACUGAGCUGUAGUUAGUACUGAAAAUAUUACACGUUCAGACUGCAGGUUUCCAUUUAAAUUGUAUCAUUGAACUCCAUUUUUUUUUUUUUUCUGUCAAGAAUUUGGAUUGUCAAGAAUUCAUGAUGAUGAGCCUUUUUUUUCCUCUUUUAUUUGUCUCUGUUCUGUGUAUGAACAGCUUCUCAGGAGUGCAGGGAAAGAAAUGGAAAGGUGAAGGUACUACUCAAAACCUGGAAAGUAUUGUCAUUGGAAGAUGCUAUGAUUAUGUUAGAAUUGUGAACCCUGCUGUUGGUGAGAAGAAUUGUUCACAGAUAUGGGAAGCAUUUAAAAAUGCAUUUAUUAACAAGGAUCCUUGCAGCAUUCUACCUGAGGAUUAUGAAUUAUUUAUCAACCUCACAUUUCACACGAUUCCACCUAACAAGUCUCUUUUCUGGGAAAAUAAUCAGCUACUGGUCAAUAGCUUUGCUGACAGAGGACGUCGUUACAUGUCUGUGGGUGAUACUCUGUUUGGCUUCGUUGGAGAUUUUCUGAACUGGUGUGGGCAGGCAGACAGCCCUGACCUGGACUAUGAAUCCUGCCCUACCAUGACGGAGUGUGAAAACAAUGCAGUGGAUUCUUUCUGGAGGAUGGCCUCGAUCACUUAUGCACGGCACAGCUCGGGGGUGGUACAGGUCUUGCUGAAUGGUUCUGCAGAGGGAGGAGCUUAUCCACAGCCAGGUUUCUUUGCAGAUUAUGAAAUACCUAAUUUCCAGAAAGACAAAAUCUCACAAGUUGCCAUUUGGGUUGUGGAUGAUAUUGAAGGACCAGAUAGAGAUUCCUGUGGAACUAAUAGUGUAAAGACAUUAGAAACCAGGCUGAAAACUCUUGGUUUUGAUGUCACUUGCACUGACAAUUACAAGUCUGUAAUGUUCUUACUCUGCCUGGAUAGUCCUGAUGAUUCUAAGUGUGCCCUUGCAUCGUACACAUGAGAUACUUGAACAUCUGAAUGAGAACUUCCUCACUGUUUGGAAUGCUGUAGAAUGUAUCGAUACAUAAACACUGUUUUGUGGUUAUAUUCUUCUUAUGGAUAAUCCAUGCUUUAUUUCUUACUGUCCUUUCUUCCCUAUUCAAGCACAUGCAAAUUUUUGUGCGUUAAUACCUGUGUGGUAUUGCAAUGAUAAUUUCUGCUAUGAAGGUCCUGAUUUGCUGUCCCUGGUUAUGGCAGCAGAGGGGUGCAGCCCCAGCUUGCCUGCCUCUGGGAGGGGCUGUAGUGCUUCAUGCAGUACAGAAAAGGAGGUGGACAUCACCUUCUCUAACAUGUGUCCAGUUCUUGGUACACACUUACAGAGAAAGUGAGUAUUCCCCCUUCUUGCUGGUCACUGCAAACUGUUACUCACCUUGCAAUGCAACAUGUAUUCUUGCAUGCAAAUUAUAUCCUAGCACCAGCAUAUAAUUGUUAUGAAAAUGGUGGGUUUAUAAAUACCACUGAUAGCUCCAGACCUCUAGGCAGUAGUUCAUAGAACAGACUUCCUGUUAGGGCUUUGGUUACAAAAUGCCCUUGCACAGUGGAAUAAAAUAGGGUUUCCUUGUUCUAAAAUUGAAUGGUCACCCCAGGACAACGUGUCAAAUGGAAAUACAGUUAUCCCCUUCAAAAUAAUAGCUGUGAACAUAGUGACAGUAUUAACAAACUGGAAGAAAAAGCACAAGACUUUGAAAAAUACAAUGUUUUAUUGAGCACUUGACAGAAGAUUUUUCUCCUCUCCCAGGUUUUAAAUAAUUUUCCUCAAAGUUUUGUGAUGUGUGUGUGUUACUCAGCUGAGGAAACCUGGAUGAGAAGGUUUUUGGAAACCAUUAAUGUGUUUUUCCUUUCAGCUAAGGGCGAGGCUGCAGUUGUGCAGUAUUGCUGCAUGGCGUUUGCAGUGUGUAAUCAGGGGAGCAGCCGCCCCUUCCUUCCCAUCCAUGUACUCAGAGUAACAUAAUCCCUGGUGUACUUGAAACACCAGUCUCACACUCUCCUGGGGUAACUCCAGAGCAACUCAGCUGUUCUCAUCCUCCUUAGGAAAAGUUUCCUUGCUUGUUUCCUUCAUGAGCACUCUAUUCCAUUCUCUAUGCAUGCCACUGUAAUAAGUUGGGGAUAUAUAAGUUAAUUUCUUAUAUAUCCCAAAUCACAAUAGAGUUUCCCAAUCUGAAUGCAAAACUAUCAUUUCCUCUCCCUGAAAUUUAAAUAAUUUAAACACUAUAAGCCAAUGAAUACUUACAUUCUUCCCAAAAUCACUCAAUUCUCUGCAGUAAAUAACACCACCUCCAUAGCUGCCUUUUCAGAAGGAGCCCUAAGUAAAUGCAUAUAAAUGAUUUGAUGAUUACCUUCUUAGGUAAGUUUUCUGCGUUCUGUGAUGGUCCAUUAACUGACUGGGGGCUGGUCAAUAGGGGUACCACUGUUGGAGUGGGUAUGUGUUAGGAAAAGUUUCCUUUGCAGAGUAGGUGCUGUCAGUGUUCAUACUUCCAUAGUAGACAGUGGAACAGCAUGCAGGGGUUCAUGCAUCCCCUUUCACCAGGGCUGUUUGCUAUUACAGGGCUGAUAGCUGCCCUCUCAGCCUCCAGUGAAUAAUGUCCUGAGCCCAAAAGCAUCAGAGUUGGGCAAUAAUGACUUUUUAUGUCACCACAACUCCUGUUACAUGGGCAUAGCACAGGAGAGAGCUGGGCCAGGGUAGCAGAAGGAUGGCCUAGAAGGUGCUGUAAUGUACCUGGGGUUUCUUGUGUGGUGGUGGUGCCCCUUAACUCCUCUCCAGACUUGAACGAUGUUCCUGCUCAGUCAAAUUUGGACUUCAGCUGAAGGCUAAGGUGACACCCUGAUGUUAGAAAAAAACUUGUGAGUAAAAAAUACCCACUAGAUGGCAGAGAUGGCUUACAAAUGUGAGCAGGAAGGAAGCCAGAUGCAAGCUGUUAGUGGUGGUGGCAUGGAUUACUUGCACUAUUGCAAUGUCAGGGAGAAACAGAAGUGGAUCUGGGUACUAUUGCACCAAGUGCUGUGAAAACACACUCCUCCAGGACCACUGCUGUCUAGAAGAACACUAUAAAAUCACAAGCAUAAGGCCAGAUACAGCAAAUGGAUGUAGAGAAACAAGAAGGCACUUGUGUGAAUGUAGAAAGAAGAGUUCCCAGGGUUUUGCAAAGAUAUUCUGUUUAUAGAAACAUGACAGCCAAAGGGAAUCUGUUGGCAGGCUCAUAUAAAGAAACUUCUAGCUUAGCACUUGGGCCACAAACUUCACCCUUGGCAACAAACCCCUGAUAUUUAAAAGAAUCCUAACUCAGCUCUGUGCUGUGAACAUCCUGUUUGUUUUCUCUUCUUCAGAUCUGCACCAGCAGCACAAAGAGGACCUAUAUCUUCAGACAGAGGAGGCAACUGGAACAAGCUCAUGUUUGUUUCUUUUGCAGGCUUUUUGUUCAGAUUUGCUUUAGUGUACUGAGUUAAUCAACUGAAUCCAUAUCCUCUGUUUGACUUAGCUGACUAUACAUUUCGCUUCAGCUGAUUUCUAACUGCAGUUUCAUCCUGCUUUUAGGACUGCAAAACCUUCAUAUUAAAACCUUGCAUACUAGAUACUGGCUUGUUUUAAUAUCAAAAAUUAUCCCACUGCUGCUAGAAAGCCUUAUCCUUCAUUUUCUUUUUCUAGAAGUUCAUUGCUAUUUCCUCUUAUCUUUAUUCUCCAGAAUUAAACCAAGAAAAAUAUUUCCUGUUCACAUAUUUCAGAAAGAAAAAUGAGACUAAGCAUACAUCAUUACUUGUUUAUAAAGCCAUCCUAGCAUCUGACCUUGGAAACUAAGUGACUGAUUAUUGUGUUUGGGAAGGUGAAACAUAAAUUCAAGUGGAGAGAUCUUAGAUUGCUCACUUAAUACGAGAUGCAAUAGGUAAGGCAGUGGGAAAGUAAACUCACUUUUAUAAGUGGUCCAGUAUUUGGGCUAAACUUAAAAACUAGGGUACAGCAAGAUUCUGGGUGCAUACUUGCCUGCAGUAAUUUACUACAUAAUAUCAAUUGUUUCAUCAUCUGCACAGCUGUUCCUCAGCUGGCUGUUUCCUGGCCACUGGAUAGCAAAUAGUCAGAAAUAACAGGUCUAGAAAGUUCCACAGUUUUUCCACCACAAUGUGAUUUAUGGUAUAUCAAAUUCAGAUAAGAACCUGCCAAGUCAGACACUGGCCUGCUUGCAGUGAACUCGGAUACAGGGUUCAGAAAACACUGAGGAGACAGCAGAUGCCAUCCUGGAGGUUUCUUGGGUUACUUGUGUGAAUUCCAGUGCUUCAGCUAGAGGUUUCUCUAAACCACCAGGACAUCCAGUUACCAGGAUAACACAUAAAUCUUCAGAAAAAAAGUAGUCAUUCUACUGAGAAUAAUUGUAUGUAGCUAUUUUUUGCACAUUUUGUGUUAGCUUCUUUAUUAUUUAUUUGUGUUUGUAUAGAAUGGUUGCCAGGAAUCUUGGAGAGGAUGUUCCUGUUAUCUCAGUGAAUCUGAUUUAAGGGUCCAUAAUAGAUUUACAUCCUUUCAAUCCCUGAUGCAACUGUGUCAUGUUGUAUGUUUGAAAGAUAAAGUAUUUAAAAUAUGUUGUAGUUGCUUAUUUGUCUUGUUUCCCUGCCUGUAAUAAUCUUUAAUUUGGUUCAAUGCAAAUCUCUUUAUAUUGCACAUGUAUUUGGGUUUGCCUACAUCACAGGUGGGUUUAGGCUCCAGCCUGAAGGAUUUUUGUGUCUGUUUCAGACACAAAAAAGUACUGAAAGUACAGAAGUACUGAAAUCAGAAGUUACAGACCUUUAAAAAUCUGGGCUGUGUUAUGCCUCAAAAUUGUUUCCUAUCUGUGCUGUAACUUUAGUUUUUUGAUUAGUUCUUUGAACAUCCUGUUCAUUUUUUGUUUUGUUUCAUGUUUUAUUGUUUACAGUAGCCACCAGAGUAGUAAGAAAGGUGUCUGUAACACCUCGUAGCUAAAGGUACCUGAGUCACAUCUCAGAUAGCUAAAGCCAAGCAAUUGUGAUCAAUCUUCUGUUUGCCCACAGCAGAUCAUAUCAUGACACAUUUUGGGCCACAGGCUGCAGAGAUAGUGUGUGAGAGGCUGCCAGGUGUCCCAGCUAUCAUCAGGGCUGCUGUGUGCUACCUGCUGCCCUGUGUGUGAGCUCCAGAGAACAGCUCAAUACCAUUCACCAGCCAUGAGCCUCUUAGGCAACUUCCAGCCACAAGCCAAGCAUCCCAGCUGGCCAGCUUUUGCUUUCCAGCCUCUGCAUGGAAUUGACUCCAGCAGCACAGUCAGUGCUGGCAGUUACACAUGGUACCAAACACUCUGUAGAAAGUGCUAAAUAAUUCUCUCUUGGAAAAAAAUUAAAAUAUUAAGUAGGAUAACUUCAGUUUAAACAAUUGAGAUUACUUAAUACAUAGCCUUAUGUCAAAAACAACACACUCAGAACCUCUUCCAGUAUUUUCUUAUUUCUAAUGUUCUUUCCUCUUUUCCCAUUACUUCAACUCAGUAGCAAUGACAGCAAUUUCUUUUUAAUACCUGUUCAAUAAAGUGUCUCAAACUUGCUUAAAAAACUUGGGAAGAUCUGUAAAGAUUUAUAGCUAACCAGCUAAUAUAGCUAGUAAAAAAAAAAAUCAACAACAGCAAGGCAAAGUUCUAGAUGCAUAGGUUUCCUGAGACUUUUAGAGGCAGCAGAUUUCAAGCUGAGUGUGAAUUGUUUGUUCUCAGUAUAACAUAAUGGUUUUAAUCUGUGCAAAAGAGCAGUGUGACUGGCACCUCGGGAGCUGAGGGGCAGGAGUGUCAGCAAAGCAAGAAACAAUAAGGUUAUUUGUUACUCCCAGAGGGAGGGAGAAGCAUGAACGUGACUUUUUUUAAAAUUUCUACAUCUAUAAGAAUACGAAUAGCACUAUUUACAGAUAUGUAUUACACUGAAGUAGUGACUGUCAGCCAGGUGAGCCUGUGCUAUGUCUUGAACACUCUGAAAAUGUGAAAAUGCUCUGAUUAGCAAUGUCUAAUGCAAGAGCUGUGCCAAAUGUGGAGAAAUCAUGCUGUCCAAAAGGCAUCUGCCCUUUUCCUUAAACUCAUUCAAGCCUGGGUAAGUUCACAAAUAUAGAGUGAAAAUGUUUCAACCGUUCAUAUUUAUACUAGCAGUAGUACAAAAACAGCUGUCUCCAGAUGUGAAUUUGAGGGAGAAAAUGUUUCAGAUGAAACAAUAUGUAUAUCAUUUAAUACUGAGUCCUGUUGGGUGCCAAAAUGCUGUGUAAACCUAUUAAUAUCCAACUACUUGUGGCAAAUGAAAACAUCAUGUACAGGAGCAUUACAAGGUUUUCUGCAUUUCUGCAGAUAGACCUGUGGAAGCUACUGAAAGUAAGGCAGUAUUUCCUGCUGUGCCCAUUUUGUGGACCUCGUAAGAACUCAGUUACCUCACAUUCUUUAUUCCUGUAUAGAAGUUAAUAUACUCUCUCCUCCUACUAACCUACUUUUUCUUUUUGCUGCAUGCAUUUCAGUCAUUGUAUCUGACAGAAGCUGAACUCUAAUUCAGAGUAGUUCCUUUUUCCAGCAUGCACACAUAUACACCUGUUCACACCUGCUCUGCCUAUUUUUAAAUGUAAAGUCCUGAAUGCUCUGGAGUAAAAAGUUAUGAGAAUAAAGUGAGGACAACUUGA